Molecule: messenger RNA, 4234 nt
Organism: Esox lucius (northern pike)
Lineage: Eukaryota; Metazoa; Chordata; Actinopteri; Esociformes; Esocidae
Gene: e2f7
Product: E2F transcription factor 7
Exons: 12
Coding region: 170-2623 (817 amino acids)
Biological process (GO): regulation of transcription by RNA polymerase II
Cellular component (GO): RNA polymerase II transcription regulator complex
Molecular function (GO): RNA polymerase II cis-regulatory region sequence-specific DNA binding; DNA-binding transcription factor activity, RNA polymerase II-specific
Source: RefSeq, a predicted model, not a curated record
ACGUCAGUAGGGCAGGAGUUGCUCAUGAAUUUCAGCAGGAUCUAUGGAAAGCCCGCUUAUUUCAGAAAAGACAAUUAUGGUGAUUUGAAGAAACAACGUGCCAACUAUACAUCUGUAUAACUGGACAUACAUUAUUGAGACAUAUUUCUUAAGAAACACUGAAGUGAAGAUGGAAGUUGAAUGUCUAACUUUGAGAGAUCUCCUAAGUCCCAAGAAGAGUAAAACCAACUUGGAGGAAGUUGGAGGCAGAAAUGAUCAGAAGGAGAACAUCUUUGUGGAGCGAAGGAGGACUACCCCACACAAAAAGGACACUACGGUUACCAUGCUGCCGAAUGGCAAGAAAACCGCCACCCCUGAACACCUCCACAUCACCCCGGUUAAGAACCCGGAGCGCGGCGCCCAACCCCACCUGGAUCCCUGGACCCCCACGGCCAACCUGAAGAUGCUCAUCAGCGCCGCCAGCCCGGACAUCCGUGACCGAGAGAUGAGAAAGGUGUUGUUCAGGCCCAUAGAGAAUGAGAGGGCAGCGGGAGUGAUGGAUGUCCAGGUUGAAGACCUCGACAUCAGAGGGGUGCCAGGUACCCCCUCGACCACUAACUCUCCUCAGUUUGAUGCCGUGGAAGAAGACGAGGGUGUGGAGGAGGACGAAGGUGAAAGGAAGCCAAGCAGGAAGCAGAAGAGUCUGGGCCUUCUGUGCCAGAAGUUCCUGUCCUUGUACCCGGACUAUCCCACCUCUGACAACACCAGCAUCUCAUUGGACAAGGUGGCUACCUGCCUCGGGGUGGAGCGGCGGCGGAUCUAUGACAUCAUAAACGUGCUGGAGUCUCUGAUGAUCGUGGGCCGGGUGGCCAAGAACCAGUACGUCUGGCACGGACGCCAUCGCCUGGCCUCCACCCUGGCCGAGCUGCAUGGGCUGGGCCGACAGCAGCUCUACCACCUCCACAUGGAGCAGGCCGGGGAGGGUGCCCUCAGGGCGGGGGGCUCAGCCGGCACCGCGGAGGAGGGAGGGGGCGGAGACUCUAGCCACGCAGCUGCCAGCAGGCGGAAAGACAAGUCCUUGCGCAUCAUGAGUCAGAAGUUUGUCAUGCUCUUCCUGGUGUCCAAAACCCAGACGGUGACCCUGGACGUGGCCGCCAAGAUCCUCAACGAGGAGAGUCAGGACACGGCCAACAGCAGCACACACAAAACCAAGGUGCGGCGGCUUUAUGACAUCGCCAACGUCCUGACCAGUCUGGGACUGAUCAAGAAGGUCCAUGUUCAGGAUAAGAGGGGGAGGAAGCCGGUGUUUAAAUGGAUCGGCCCGGCUGACUUCCACACCGAUCCUGAGGCCUCUGAGGCGGCGGCGGCCCUCGAGCGCCCGCAGACCCGUCCAGCCGCGCUACGGCCCACUGCGGCUCUGGGCAGCAGGAAGCAGAAGCUCUCGCGUCACGCCUCCCUCGGCGCGGUGUCAGCCCCCGUGGCCGAUCAACGCCGUGCCAGCUCCGCCCCCAGCAGCCCACGCAGAGAGCUAACGGGUCUUCUCCCCCAGCCCGUGGACUAUUCUAGAAAGUGUGAGAGCAUUAGCUCCGUGUGCAGUCUGCCGUUCGGAACCACUGACACAGACGACAGCCACUCCAGCGGUGGACUUCAGACUCCCAGCCUCCCCCCCCCGGGUCCAGCCCCCCUGGCCGGGCCCGUCCACCCAUAUGGGGGAGCGCCGACCGAGCACCAGCUGGCCUUUCUGCCAAGCAUGUCCCAGGCCGUUGUCAUGCUCUACGGAGGCCCGACGGCGCAGGACGGGCGUGACCACCUCACCGCGGACGCGCCAAAGUCCCCCGGGCCCGGGGUGAGCAUGCUGGGAAAGAGGAAGGCCGACGAAGACGGGGAGAAGACGGCGAACGGAGACAAGAGAGGGUCGUCGGACAUGGAACUACCGGUGAAGAAGAGUGAUGGGAGGAGUUUGGAGGGGAGCAGCGUUCAGGUGAGCCCGAGGACCAGCUCCCCUGGGCACCGAGAGUGGGCCCCCAGAGAUGUGGUGGACAGACCCGGCCCCCGCGGCGACUCGGCCCAGCCCUCUCACUACCUCUGCGUGCCCAACUCUGUGGGUCUCAGCGCUCUCAACUUCCUGCUCUCGGCCGGCCCAACGCCGGGCAGCCUGGCCCUACCCGCCGGCACGGUGCCCGCCCUGGCCCUCCCCUACGUCCUGGUGCCCUCCUCCACCCUCUCCCCCUACCCGCGCUUGGCCAGCGGGGGCGAUAACCCUGCCAACCUCAGUUUCAACCUACCCGCCAUGAUGUCGCCGGGCCGCUUUUUGAUGGGAGGGGCGGGGCCGUACGCUGUGGCCGGCGGGACCGACUUCGCUGGGUUGGCAGUGGCUCCAGCUCUCUCCAUUCCAGAACAGCCCGGGCUGUUCAUGUCCGGACCAGUACCUCCUCACUCUCCCCUGGAGCCCAGGGGACCUGUGAACGUGAACCAGACAGAGCCACAGACACCGCAAAAUCCCAAAGGACCUGCAGCCGGAGGUGGCUCCAAGGCCUUCUUCCAGACGCCGGGAACCAUGGAAACGGGCGCCUGUGCCCCUCUGGUCCGGCGACGAGGCUCCGCCCAGAGGAGGCUGGACAUUGGCCACCCACCAUCCAGUUAGAAGUCUGGGAGCUCCGAAGGGGGGCGCGGCUGUCGGUUAAGACCUCAUGGGCCCACUCGUAGUGGCGUGUUGGACACUGGUGCGCCGCCAGGCUAAACGGGUCCUGACCGGGAGAGCCAGGGCUUUGCUGCCAAACACGCACACGCCCUUAACGUACGUUGCUCUCAAUCCAGUAGGGCCUCGCCACAUUACCUAUGAAUGAACGAUAGUCUGAACAGUAUCGCCUUUGACUGACAGCCUCAUGAUAAUGGAGGGCGGCGUUAUACCCAGACACCAGGUCUGUUUAGCAUUUCCCCAUUCUAAUGGGGAAAUUACAUUGGGGGGGGGUGAGCGGUAGCUGAUCCUGGAUCUGUGCCUGAGGGAUACUUUGCCCUGGAGAGUUUCGUGACCGGGCUGUGACACGGGAAUAUGGAAGGCGUCCGUGUUGUCUUCUGCUGUUCUAGUGCCCCCCUGUGGUGGGAGUAAGGCACUACUGUUGGUUUUAUUUUCCAGCUUCCCAAACAAACAUGAUUGGGUAACUUUGACAAUCCCUCCUCCCCAUUACCUACAACAUAUCUCAAUGUUAUUUAUAUAUAUAUAUACACAUAUAUUUAUAUAUAUUAGCUAAUACAGUAUAUGUGAUGAAUUGGGACUGUUACUUUUCCCACCAAGUAUCUAAGACUGUCCGGUGUUAGAAAUAGUUUCUCUUUAGCUCAAUUCAGGAAAAAAACGAUAUUGACAGAAAAGCAGUUUAUCUUCGGUGAAUAAUAUCAGUGGGAGCUACGUUUAUACUUGAUGACAACAUUUCAGAAACUGCUAUUGAUCAUGAACGUGUUUGAGAGGAUCGAAAAUGCUAUGUGCCUUCAGUAACUCGCUGCCUGACUGACUGGUUGGCAGAUAAUGCACCGUUAUUUAUUAUCCGAGGUGACUCGUACAUCGUUUUGGUCCUCUCAAAACACAAACAAACAGGUCAUGAUAUCAGGAAAACCUCGUUAUCGUUUACAGUCUCCGACACCUGUAGUGUUUAGCAGGGCACCAAUCCACAAACCACUAGUUAAGUAUUUACCAGCCUCCGGUCGUGCUUUUGGGGUUUUCAAAAUCCCGGCGAGGGUCUCUGUGUGCUUAUGCAACUGCAUGCGCACGGGGAAGAAACAAAAUUCUUUUUUUUAUGAUUUUAAUAUUCCAAGAUACUUGAAUUGUGAGUUAUCCAGUGGCAUGAACUGGAAAGUGAAAUAUCGAAGUACUGUAUUUAAUGCAUUAACCGACUGGUGCUCUGUGGUUUAUCCACUCUGAACGUACUUGAGUUUGAGGAAUUUGCAUUUACACCAAAGGGUGCACUUUAUCUACUUAACCAGUAGAUAUGGAACUAAUGUACAGCAAUGUCUUUAUCUAUAAUUAUUUUUCUAUACUGUGUUGGUGUUUUUCAUAAUUGGUUUAAUGACUUAUUUAAUGCUGCUUCUUAUUUGAUAAUAAUUGCACUGAUUAGUCUUUAUAGUUCCAUCUGCUACUUGGUAGGAAACCUUUUCUAACAUUACAACUCGAAGUCCUUCAAGUUGUCCUGACUUGCUUUAUGUUAUGGGCCAAACUGUUAUCUUCUAUAGGCAUCAAUACACUUUGUAAUAAAAGAAGUAA